Jatropha curcas is the source of this 1982-nucleotide messenger RNA. RefSeq names its product laccase-4. Gene Ontology annotation, cellular component: apoplast. Lineage: Eukaryota; Viridiplantae; Streptophyta; Magnoliopsida; Malpighiales; Euphorbiaceae. The record is from RefSeq and is a predicted model, not a curated record. Gene Ontology annotation, biological process: lignin catabolic process. Gene Ontology annotation, molecular function: hydroquinone:oxygen oxidoreductase activity; copper ion binding.
CAAGCCUAAAAAACAACAAGCAGGCCAACACCAAGAUUUACGUUCUGAUAAAGACAAACAAAGAAAAAGAAAACAAGAAACCAAAUGGAAGAAUCCUCAUUUCGUUUAUUCGUGCUGUUGGCUUUCCUUCUUCUCUCAACCGCUUUUGUCGAAUGCAAGGUUCGACGUUACACGUUCAAGGUGGUGAUGAAAAAUACUACAAGAUUAUGCUCGAGCAAGCCAAUUGUCACAGUGAAUGGGAAAUUUCCAGGACCAACUCUUUAUGCCAGGGAAGAUGAUACAGUUCUUGUCAGGGUAGUCAACAAGGUCAAAUAUAAUGUUUCCAUUCAUUGGCAUGGCAUUAGACAAUUGCGAACUGGAUGGGCAGAUGGGCCUGCAUAUAUUACGCAGUGCCCUAUUCAACCGGGGCAAAAUUAUGUAUACAAUUUCACCAUUACAGGGCAAAGAGGAACACUUCUUUGGCAUGCACACAUUCUUUGGCUAAGGUCCACUGUCCAUGGCGGCCUUGUUAUCUUGCCUAAGCGUGGCGUUCCUUACCCAUUCCCAGCUCCCCAUAAGGAAGUGGUGGUUGUAUUAGCUGAAUGGUGGAAAUCAGACGCUGAAGCUGUAAUCAAUGAAGCUCUAAAGUCUGGAUUAGCACCUAAUGUCUCUGAUGCCCACACUAUCAAUGGACAUCCUGGGGCUGUUACCAAUUGUCCUUCCCAAGACGGCUUGAAUUUGCCAGUAGAAAGUGGCAAGACGUACCUGCUAAGACUAGUCAAUGCUGCACUCAAUGAAGAGCUCUUCUUCAAAAUUGCAGGGCACCAACUUACAGUUGUAGAAGUUGAUGCCAGUUACGUAAAACCCUUUAAAACAGAUACAGUGCUAAUUGCUCCAGGCCAGACCACCAAUGUUCUCAUCACAGCUGAUCAAAACUCCGGCAAAUACUUAGUAGCAGCAGCACCGUUCAUGGACGCACCAGUUGCAGUUGAUAAUAAAACGGCGACCGCCACCCUUCACUAUUCCGGCGCGCUUAGUAGCACAUCCACCAUUCUCACCAAACCACCCCCCCAAAAUGCCACCUCUAUCGCUAAUAAGUUUACUAAUUCCUUACGUAGUUUAAAUUCUAAAACAUACCCUGCAAAGGUCCCAUUGAAAAUUGACCAUAAUCUUCUUUUUACUGUUGGUUUGGGCGUUAACCCUUGCCUCACUUGCAAGGCAGCCAACGGUAGUAGGGUUGUUGCGAGUAUCAACAAUGUCACAUUUGUUAUGCCAACUACUGCUCUUCUUCAAGCUCAUUUCUUUAAUAUUAAUGGGGUUUUUACUACCGAUUUUCCUGCGAACCCACCUCAUGUUUUUAAUUUUACUGGAAAAGGGCCUGCAAAUUUGCAAACAAAAAAUGGAACUAAGGUUUAUAGGUUGAAGUACAACGAGACAGUUCAGCUUGUUAUGCAAGAUACUGGAAUUAUAGCUCCUGAGAACCAUCCUGUUCACUUGCAUGGAUUCAAUUUCUUCGCCAUUGGUAGAGGAACUGGGAACUAUAACCCAAAAACUGAUCCUCAGAAUUUUAAUCUUGUUGAUCCUCCUGAGAGAAAUACGGUCGGAGUUCCUACUGGUGGAUGGGUCGCCAUAAGAUUUCGUGCAGAUAAUCCUGGAGUAUGGUUCAUGCAUUGCCAUCUAGAAAUACACACGACAUGGGGACUUAAGAUGGCGUUCUUGGUGGAGAAUGGGAAAGGCCCUAAUGAGUCACUCUUACCACCUCCAAGUGAUCUUCCCAAAUGUUAAAUCGGCUAAAUAUUUCAUACACAUAAUUACAGGAAAAGUGACAAUAUGCGGAAAGAGAGAGGAAAGAAAACAAAAAGAAAUUGAGACUUUCAUAUAUAUGAAGGUCCUAUUUGUUUCUUGAGUAAAUUUAAAAAAAAAAAAAUUUGCUCAAGCAAAUUUGAAUAAAAUUGUAAGAGCAUUUUGAUGAUCUUAUUAAUAAAAAAAUGAAAUCAAAUGAA